Messenger RNA from Adineta ricciae, 1503 nucleotides. Lineage: Eukaryota; Metazoa; Rotifera; Eurotatoria; Adinetida; Adinetidae. The record is from the annotation of a GenBank genome assembly.
AUGACAAAUUCGAUUUCAAAAGGGUUAUUGUUUUUCGUAAGUCAACUCGCUUUUAUUCGAACCAUAUGUACAACGAAUNGUUUAGCGUGGGUUGUUAUCUUUCAAAUAAUUAGUCUGGAAAGUUGGGUUAAUAUUAUGUAUUAUAUACAAGAUGCUCAUUCAUUUUGGGAUUGGAUUUAUUUUGUCUUUCUAAUUAUUAUUGGAUCAUUUUUUAUGAUUAAUUUAUGUCUUGUUGUUAUUGCUACGCAGUUUAGUGAGACAAAAAAGCGUGAAACUGAACGUAUGCUUGCUGAACGUCGCCGAUUUUCCCGCUCGUCGAGCACAUUGUUGAGUGACGAGCCCGGUUCAUGUUGGGAGGAAACAAUCAAAUAUCUAGAACAUCUCUGGAAGCGCGGCUAUCGACACCUAGUUGCAUUCUGUCGAGCUUAUCAGCAAAAACAUGGCAAAGCUAAGAGAAAGAACCUAUUAGGAGAGAAAAAGCGUCUUCAAAGAGAGUUGUUAGCAUACAAUUCAUCUCAAUUACCGAAUCAUCAUUUCACACAUCAAGCUAAUUGUCCACUGUAUCAAUUUACAGAGAUACGAAAUAUCCCAACAUGUCCAUCAACAGCCUCAUCCAUAUCUCCGUAUUCAGUCGAAGCACCUGCUGCUAGUCCUGAAAUUUCCGAAAUUGUCGAUUCUGGUCACUCGCCGACUCCCCCCAACGAAAUACAAACGAACCCAUCGAAGCCACUCGUUCUCAAUUCUGUCACGCCAACAUUAGCACCACUGAAAUCAAGAUAUAAUUCAAAGAAAACGACUGAUGUCACAGAAAUUAUCUGUGCAGACGUGAAUAUAAUUCCCUCAGCAAAUAACAUCGUUGAACAUCUAUUACUUGAAACAUCCGAUAGGAAGGCGAAUAUUCAAUUUUGUGAAUGUCAACGUCAAGGCGAAAUCAGUGACAAUGACGAAGAUGAUGAUGAUGAUGAUGUUGAACAAGAAGAACAUAAAUGCAAAAAACCACCAUCAAAAAUUAGUCUUUGUCUUGAUCGAUAUAUCUUCUCCUAUUUUACAAAAUUUCGUCAUUUGAUCUCCGCUUUCGUUGCCAGUAAAUAUUUUCGUCGAAUCGUCCUCUCGGCGAUUGUUGUUAAUACAUUAUCCAUGGGUAUUGAAUAUCACGGUCAGCCAGCAUCGUUAACCAAUGCAUUGGAAUAUAGUAAUCUGGUAUUCACAUCACUCUUUGUGAUUGAGAUGGUCUGCAAAAUAAUUGCUGAUGGAUUUUUGAAAUAUAUCAAGAGUGCUUACAAUCUAUUCGAUGGAAUCAUCGUUGUAAUGAGUGUGGUUGAAUUACAAGGAAAUAAAAAUAGUGGUCUCUCAGUUCUACGUACAUUUCGUUUGUUACGUGUUUUGAAACUAGUGAGAUUUAUGCCAACAUUACGACGACAAUUGGUAAGACAAAAUGCGGAGUAUAAAUCAAGUUUUGAUGGAUUAUCUUCUUCAGGUUGUUAUGCUCAAAACGAUGGAUAA